AUGGCUUUCCUGUUCCAGCAUCCUCCAGUAUUAAUGAAUGGUCCAGAGCCUGCAACUUCCCAAAAGUCCUGCCUGGAAUAUUUGGUUCUGAUGUCUUUGCAGAUUUUCCUCAUUUGUGAAGUUCUGUAUUUACUGAAGGAAACCAGCAUCCGUGAUGAAUUUCUCAUUUGGGUGCAUUCCCUGAGCACAGAAAUAAUGUUGAUUACAAACAGUGUGACAGAAUUCAUUUUACUGGGGCUGACAGAUGAUCCAGUAGAGCAGAAAAUCAUUUUUGAAGUCUUCAUAAUUCUCUACGUUGCAACUAUGUUACUCAUUAUAGUAACCAUCAAAACCAGUCAGACUCUUGAAUCUCAUAUGUACUUCUUUCUGAGCUAUUUGUCCUUCUCUGAUGCCUGUUCUUCCACUACCACGACCCCAAAAUUGCUCGUCCUCACCCUCUCUGAGAAGAAGACCAUCUACUUCAAUGACUGUAUAACUCAGAUCCUUGCCCUCCAUUUCUUCAGCUGCUUGGAAACACUGAUCCUCAUUAUGAUGUCGCACGAUUGCUAUGUGGCCAUCUGCAAACCCCUGCAUUACACAGCCAUCAUGGACAGGCGUUGGAGCUUCUGUACCUUGAGUUUUGUAAUGCACAUGGCUUCCUACACGGUUAUCUUAUACUCACUGAGGUCUAAGUGGGCUGAUGGGAGAUGCAAAUCCCUGUCCACCUGCAGCUCCCACAUUCUUGUGGUCACCAUAUUUUAUAGCCCCUGCAAUUUCAUAUUGACCCGGCCUCAGAUCACCUUUUCUGUGGAUAAAUCAGUGUCAGUAUUCUGCAUAACUGUUACUCCCUUGUUAAACCCUUUGAUCUACACUCUGAGGAACACAGAAAUGAAGAAUGCUCUGAGAAAGGAAUCCCAGGUGUUGAGAAGGAGAAAUUUCCUGUCUAAGUCCUUUGGAAACUUACAAGGAGACCUCUGUGAUCCCAAGUUUUUGAUGAAUGGCUAUUAA
This is a messenger RNA of Tachyglossus aculeatus (Australian echidna), 987 nucleotides long. Its product is annotated as olfactory receptor 4C11-like. The record is from RefSeq and is a predicted model, not a curated record. Gene Ontology annotation, biological process: G protein-coupled receptor signaling pathway. Gene Ontology annotation, cellular component: membrane. The transcript is spliced from 6 exons. NCBI's taxonomy places the organism in Eukaryota, Metazoa, Chordata, Mammalia, Monotremata, Tachyglossidae. The coding region runs from base 1 to 987 and encodes 328 amino acids. Gene Ontology annotation, molecular function: olfactory receptor activity.